Fomitopsis serialis is the source of this 1734-nucleotide messenger RNA. RefSeq names its product P-loop containing nucleoside triphosphate hydrolase protein. Lineage: Eukaryota; Fungi; Basidiomycota; Agaricomycetes; Polyporales; Fomitopsidaceae. The coding region runs from base 86 to 1585 and encodes 499 amino acids. The record is from RefSeq and is a predicted model, not a curated record. The transcript has 15 exons. Gene Ontology annotation, molecular function: ATP binding; ATP-dependent chromatin remodeler activity.
GUGGUAAACACGCAUUAGGAGUGUAGGAUGAUCUAACUCUUGCACAGGUAAGACCAUCCAGGUCAUCUCCUUCCUCUCGGCGAUCAUGAAGAAGAAUGGCGACAAGCGGGACAUCGAUCGUAGGCGCAAACACGUCUCGCAUUUGCAGGACAUCAGUCCGGAAUGGAAGUCUCGACGCGUCCUUCCGCCGGCCAACGCCACAUGGCCGACUUGUCUCAUUGUCGCACCGAGCUCGGUAGUCGGGAACUGGGAAAGGGAGUUCGAGACGUGGGGCUACUUCGAGGUUGGGAUGUAUACCGGCACCAAAAAUGAGCGUAGCGAAGUGCUUCAUGACUUCAAGAUGGGUAGGCUCGACGUCCUCCUCACUUCCUUCGAAACAGCUCGGAACGACAUUGCGUUGCUUGACGAUCUUGCUUGGUCAUGCAUCAUCGUCGACGAAGUCCAUCGCUUGAAGAAUCCUCGCUCAGGGACAGCGUUGGCUUACGAUCAGUUUGCAUGCACCGUCCGCUUCGGACUUACAGGCACCGCCAUCCAGAACUCGUACUCGGAGUUUUGGACUAUUCUGAAUUGGACGAACCCUGGCAUGGUUGGGACGAAGCGACAAUGGGACAGUUACGUCACGAAGCCCUUGGGCGUCGGCCAGAGCAAAUCUGCCACCGAAGAUCAGCGAUCAAAAGCCAUUCUCGUAGCACAGGUGUUGGGGGAGAAGCUGCUCCCGCAUUUGUUCCUUAGGAGAACGAAGGAGAUUAUCAGGCAACAGUUACCGAACAAGAUAGAUGAAGUGGCAUUCUGCCCAUUGACUCCCAAGCAGAUCGAAGUGUACAAGCGUAUUCUGAACACGGAGGCCGUACAAAAUAUGAUCCGGAAGGACGAACUCUGCGACUGCGGAUCUCGCAAAAAGCGCAGAAAAUGUCAUUAUUCGUUCGAAAAGGGCGACUUGUUCAGAUACCUGACUGUACUCAUCAGGGUGUCGAACCAUCUUGCGCUUAUCUUGCCCUCUCCAACGGACUCCCCGGAACAGACCGUCCGUAAUCGUGAGCUUGCCAGGAUGGCCUUUCCAGAGGGAUCGAUUCCGAAGUAUGGGCCUGCGAUCAUGGUGCCGGACCUCUGUGGAAAGUGGCUGGUACUGGAAUCACUGCUACAUGACUGGCAUCGAGACCCUACAAACAAGGUUCUCAUAUUCACGAAGUCGGUGAAACUACUGGGCAUCCUCGAGUAUAAUCUACAGUGCCAAGGCUUGGGCUUCGUCAAGCUUGAAGGGUCUACUAGACCUCAAGAUCGCAUGCCCCUCAUUGACAGGUUCCACGAAGACCCAGACAUCUUUGUAUUCUUGAUCUCUACACUUGCCGGUGGGACGGGUCUUAACCUGACAGGAGCAAACAAAGUGGUGAUAUUCGAUCCCAAUUGGAAUCCCGCCCACGAUCUACAAGCCAUAGAUCGCGCCUAUCGAUUCGGUCAGACCCGCGACGUGGAGGUCUUCCGUCUGCUAGGUGCAGGGUCCAUUGAGGAACUGAUCUACGCGCGGCAAGUGUACAAGCAGCAGCAGAUGCAAGUCGGCUACAACGCAAGUUUCCAGACCAGGUGAGCACGCGACCCAUGGAUGCUGAGAAUGUGUACGAGCGCCAUUAGGUAUUUCGAGGGUGUCCAAGGCGACAAGGACAAGCAAGGCGAACUGUUCGGCAUCAAGAACAUUUUCACUUUGCACGAGAACAGCUUGGCCACUAAGAAGGCUGU